CGACUGUGAGACAUUCUACCAGGCCAGGCCGUUUCGGGCGAUAGCUGCUGGAAUCCUGCCGUCGGUUCAACUUGUAGUAACCUACAAGCGGGAUACUACUACUGUGUUGCUACCAAGACUGUCCAUGCCAUGCCUAGCACCAUCUCCACGUGUAAGAAGUGGCACUUGGUUGCCAGUGGUGACAGCUGUUGGUCUAUUGAGCAGCAGUACGGCAUUACUGCUACCCAGUUUGGGGCCUGGAAUCCGUAUGUUGGGACCUCUUGUGCAUCUCUCUGGCUAGGUUACUAUGUUUGUGUCGGUGUUCAAAUACGACCACUUUAUUGGACGGCAUGUAACAAAUAGCCUUGAGGAUUUUUUUGUAACGAGGAGGAGA
This is a messenger RNA of Aspergillus novofumigatus IBT 16806, 373 nucleotides long. RefSeq names its product LysM peptidoglycan-binding domain-containing protein. The transcript has 2 exons. The coding region runs from base 130 to 342 and encodes 70 amino acids. NCBI's taxonomy places the organism in Eukaryota, Fungi, Ascomycota, Eurotiomycetes, Eurotiales, Aspergillaceae. The record is from RefSeq and is a predicted model, not a curated record.